AAUUCUAGAGACAAAACACAAAAGGCUCAAGUUCAAUUUUUAAAAAUUUGAAUGAAAGCUCAAGUUCUUUUUAUGAACCAUUAAAAAAAUAAAAAUUCACCUAAAUUUUAUUCCGUACUAAAAUUUUCUCUCUCCUCUCUCUUUCUCUUUCUAAGCUAAACUCAAACUUUGUGACGCAUAUGAAAAUUAGUUUCAAUUAACCCCAAAUUUCAAUUUCCAUAAUUUCUCAACGAAAUAAAGUGUCGAAAAUCACAUUUUAAUUAUUCAUUUUUCAAAAAUAAUUAUUCAUGAUUCGUAUCUCACUGAAUCUACUAUGUUUGUCACUAUAAUUAUGUCGAAGGGUAGAUUUCUAUUUCUGAAGAAGAGUGUAGAUUUCUAGGGUUUGUUUUUUUUCUGGGGUUGGUUGAUUUCUUGUUGGAGGAGAGAGAAUUUGGUAAAUCGAUUUCGAAAAUGCCGGCAGCUCAGAAAUCGAAGCCGGAAAGAGUGAAUUCCGGGAAGAAGCAAGAACAACAACCGCCGCAACAACAACCGCAGCUCCGUCGUGAUCCUUAUGAAGUUCUCGGCGUUUCUCUAAACUCCACCGAUCAAGAAAUCAAAUCCGCUUAUCGCAAAUUAGCUCUUAAGUAUCAUCCUGACAAGAAUGCAAAUGAUCCUAAGGCUGCGGAUAUGUUCCAAGAGGUCACAUUCUCUUACAACAUACUAUCCGAUCCUGAGAAAAGACGCCAGUAUGACACAGCUGGUUUUGAGGCUGUGGAAUCUGAAAAUCAAGAACUUGAGCUUGAUCUUUCAAGUUUGGGAACUGUAAAUACAAUGUUUGCGGCACUAUUUAGCAAACUUGGUGUGCCCAUCAAGACCACAGUCUCUGCCACAGUGUUAGAAGAAGCGUUAAAUGGCAGGGUACCUGUCUCACCUCUUCCACUAGGCCAACCUUUAUUUAGAAAGGUAGAAAAACAGUCUGCUCAUUUUUAUUCCGUCUCAAUAACUGAAGAAGAGGCACAAGGUGGACUUGUCUGCCGUGUGCAAUCAUCUGAUAAAAGCAAAUUUAAGCUACUGUAUUUUGAACAAGAAGAAAAUGGAGGCUUAAGUCUUGCUCUACAGGAAGACAGCACCAAGAGCAGAAAGGUCACAUCUGCUGGAAUGUAUUUUCUUGGUUUCCCUGUUUAUCGAUUAGAUCGUUCUGCUAGUUCGGUGGCAGCUGCAAAAGAUCCAGAUGCCGCCUUUUUUAAGAAGCUGGAUGGAUUUCAACCGUGUGAAGUGAUUGAAUUGAAAGCUGGAACACAUGUAUUUGCAGUUUAUGGUGAUAACUUUUUCAAAAGCAUGAGCUACACAAUUGAAGCUCUCUGUGCUUCACCUUUUACAAAAGAGAAGGGUGAGCUUAGAGAAGUGGAAGCUCAUUUGUUAACUAAAAGGGCAGAACUCUCGAAGUUUGAGAGUGAAUACAGAGAAGUUCUUACUCAAUUUACUGAGAUGACAAAUAGAUACGCAAAAGAAAUGCAAACGAUUGAUGACCUUCUAAAACAGCGAAAUGAAAUACAUGCCUCAUAUACAGUUGCUCCUCCGAUGAAGCGUAGUUCAAGUAAAACCAAAAGGAGUUCAGCUAAAGAGUCCAAAGAAGAAGGUUACUCAAGCUCAAGAGAAAGGAAGCCUGUUAGGGAAAGGCUGAAGAAGAAAAAAUGGUUUAAUAUACACUUAAAGGCCGAUAAGAGGAAGUCAUGCUGAGUGCAGUAAGAUGAUGCCAUAUUAUAUCUUAUUUAUCUCAGAGUUCGGGAUUCUUAUAAUACGGAUGGGGAGUGAUGAGAAUCUUUAAUCCAGCUGCUUGGAUUAAAAUGGAGAAACCAUGUCGAUGACUGCAAUUUUGUGCAAAAUUUCAGGAUAUGGGGCAAGCAUAUCUUGGAUUCAGAUGCAUCAGGCUGUUCUCUUUCAUGCAGUUGCCGAUACGGCUACAUAUUUGUUUGGUAAUUCUCCUGUAAAGCAUUAGUCAUUCAUUUUUAGUGUAAUAUUCAUUCAUGUAGUUUCCUUUUCCUUUUUUAUACACUACUUUUUUCAUGUAUUCCGAGCAUCAGCUUCUAUAAAAUGCAUGAUUUUAUUCAUUACUUGUUUUGCUGAUGUUGAUACAACUUUUUAGUGGUUAACAGUAGUAAAUGUGGGGGUAUAUUGCUUGAACUUUAUUAAAAUUUUAGAACGUUUCUGUUGGAUUGUAUUGACAAUCUCAUAUUUCAAGUUAA
Molecule: messenger RNA, 2225 nt
Organism: Chenopodium quinoa (quinoa)
Lineage: Eukaryota; Viridiplantae; Streptophyta; Magnoliopsida; Caryophyllales; Amaranthaceae
Product: chaperone protein dnaJ 16-like
Exons: 10
Coding region: 451-1719 (422 amino acids)
Source: RefSeq, a predicted model, not a curated record